AUGGCGUCGCCACUAGUUGCCUGCCGUGGCGCAUUCCGGCGCAACACCGUCCCUUUCAGCCUGGCCCUCACAACCGGGCUAGUCAUGGUAAAUAGACAAAGGCCAAUGCGGUGCGAUUCGGCCAUUCCUGUCUCGGUCCCGGGCAGCCGACACGGCUCGACGGGCCACCGAAAGAAGGAGAGACUCAACUCUGAAAUCAUCAAGCAGCUUUCCGGGGGCAGCUUGUCCGGCUUCUGCGCGGGCCUGCUCGUCAGCGUCUUUUCUCGGACAUUGGUCCUACUGAUGGGAGUUUCCAUAGUGUUUAUCCAAGUCGCAUCCCGCUAUGGAAUAAACGUGGUAGAGCAGCUUAAUCUGAAGAAGCGCGUCGAAUCAUCCAAGAUUCUCACAAUGCUGAGCAAAAACACCGCCUUCAAAGUUGCCUUUGGCGCAUCUUUUGCGCUGUCCGCCUUCAUGUCUUUCUGA
Lasiosphaeria miniovina is the source of this 462-nucleotide messenger RNA. RefSeq lists its product as uncharacterized. The record is from RefSeq and is a predicted model, not a curated record. Lineage: Eukaryota; Fungi; Ascomycota; Sordariomycetes; Sordariales; Lasiosphaeriaceae. The transcript is spliced from 3 exons. Bases 1 to 462 code for a protein of 153 amino acids.